UCCGUUAGCUGCGGGCAGGAGAGACGGUCAGCGCGCGGAGGCCCUGCACUCGGAGCGGGUGUGUUACAGAGGGAGAAAGAGUGUGAUUUAAAAAACAGAAGCAGAAAAAAGGAGGGAGAGAGAGAGAAAGACGAAAAAUAAUGCCUCGGAUGUUAUAGAGGGUUUUUGAAAUGGCCAUUAGGGAGCUGAAAGUGUGUCUUCUAGGGGAUACAGGAGUUGGGAAAUCAAGUAUUGUUUGCAGAUUCGUCCAGGAUCACUUUGAUCACAACAUAAGCCCGACUAUUGGCGCGUCAUUUUUAACCAAGACGGUACCCUGCGGCAAUGAGCUUCACAAGUUCCUGAUCUGGGACACGGCGGGGCAGGAGAGGUUUCACUCUCUGGCCCCGAUGUAUUACAGAGGGUCUGCUGCUGCAGUCAUUGUGUAUGACAUCACCAAACUGGACUCUUUCCAGACUUUAAAGAAGUGGGUGAAGGAGCUAAAGGAGCAUGGCCCAGAGGACAUCGUGGUGGCAAUUGCAGGAAAUAAGAAUGACCUGGGUGAUAUACGAGAAGUACCCACAAAAGACGCCAAGGACUUUGCAGAGUCAAUCGCAGCCAUAUUCAUCGAAACCAGUGCUAGAAAUGCUGUCAAUGUUGAGGAACUCUUUCAAAGUAUUAGUCGGCAAAUCCCCCCACUGGAAAAUACAGACGUGGACAGCAACGAGUCAUUCAAGAUCACACGCCAGCCGCUUACAUCAUCUAGACGCUGCUGUUAGAGGAGUGAGAAAUUUGGCUUGCUCUCUCUUUCUUAUAGCUGGAUAUUUAAUUUAGCUUCAUAACUAUCGUAACCUGUAACCGAAAGUUAGCCUGACAUUAGUGCUAAAGUAAAAGGAGUUUAGAUUCAGCAGUUUUAAACAUACAACAGUUUUAACAAGUUUACAAAAAGACACAAAGCUGAUCGAACAGUAUUUGCGGUGUUGAAUGUGGAGCAGAGUUAGCUGGCUAACUCUAUAAGAUUAACUUCAUGAGGAUCAGAGCCAUGGAUCUUAAGCAAUGGUAUAGUACAGUAUAAGACUCCAGGGCUGUAACGCGAACAAACAUCUUACAACCAUGAAGUCUGAUUGUGAUGUUUUAAAGCACUAACCAUCUUUAAUGCUGGUCCAGUAUCAGCUUGCCAUAUCCAGGUGUUAUUAUUUACAAGGAAAAGUAUGCUCAGUUUUUUUUUACAUUAGCCUUUUAUAAUCUGGUACUUUGCCAACUCCUUAAACGGAAUGUUUACUGUCUGUUGACCGAGUCUACAUGAAAGCGUAUCUAUUCAUCUAAUUGCUAUUUAAGUUACAUUAGAUUGACUUCCUAUCACACAAAAUUAAGCAAAGUAGAACCAUGAAAAUAUAAUACUCUUUCUCAGACAUAAUGGGACAAAAAAGUCUAAGUGCGUAUAGAAAUCAUACAAAUCACCCAAACACAAAAAGUUUAUAUCCGUGGCUCAAUAAACGAUUUUGUAAUUUCACAAAUAAUCAAACAAUUAUUUUUAUUGCAUCGAGCUUUACUUUUUUGAGUUGAAAUAUCCAGAAUACAUGGCAUAUCUUAAGGGUUGCAACUCUUUCUUUUGGUUUGGUUUAUACCUCACAGCUCUGUUAAGCAGCUUGCGUCUACAAAAGAAGGCCACCGAACCAUAAAUGUUGUUUAGUUUACCUCUUACAUUUCAGUUGAUUUGCUUGCUCACUGUAAUCAAAGUGCGAUAGAAUUAGUUUGGAAGCGGACUGAGACGACACCGCUCAGACCUGACGCAUCAGACCAGUUGUUUUUGAUCUGCACCUGAGUAUGAUUGCUGUGUUCUCUCCUGCCUAGAUGAAUCAUAUUUCAAGAGAAAAAAAAAACACCAGGAUUUAAAGUGUUCAUGUGAAAGAGGUAAAAUGUAAAUUGAAACCAAAUGAAUAAGUUAAAUAUGACCCAGAUUGUGCUCACUCUUAGUUUUAUUUAGAAUAUAUUAGACUUCAUGCAUUUUAUAAGAGCUACACAUGUUAAAAAUGAGAUUUGCAGUUUUAGUGUUCCUCUCUUUUUUCACCUGGUACACUAAUGAAAUUUUAAACACAGACAUUCCAAACUGAAUGAUAAUUAUUCUUGUUUUAUAAUAUUCCAUCAUUCAUUAUUGUCCGUGGCUGCUCCAAUGUCAUCAGAAGUUUGAAUAAGUGGCCUAAUUGUCAGUAGAAUGCAUACAGGAGUUGGGUAUUUCUAAGAAGUGAGUGUGUUCUUCUUCUGAAAAGCCAAUAGCUAAAAUCAUAUUGUGCAAUUUUGUACCAAAGGUAUGGAUUUUUACAAAUGUUGCUAAUAAUUUGUACGGGAUGCCCAGUUAUUUAAAAUACUAAUCCAUAAAGUGUCUUAAACCUGUGGUACUGUGAGAGAUGAAGACGCUAACACUUAUACGAGUUAGCAUCAUUCUUUGAAUGUCCAUGCCUUCCUCAAGUGCCUAAAAUAUUCAUAAAUGUAGUUGGUAAAUUCUUUGAUAUGUAAGUGUUAGCAGUCAGGCAUUGAUAUAUUUAUCAAGUAUUCUUGAAUCUGAAACAUUAAACUACAUUGUCCAUUUCUAGAUUGAUGCCGGUUCUUAAGUUUUACAUGUUGUAAAAUAUUAUGUAGCGUUAGAGACAGAUGCAUAGCAAAAGUGUAAGUGUACAUUAAAAUGGAUCUUUAAAAAAAUUUAGGCAGUUUUCACUGCACAACUGUCUGUGUAGAGUCUCCCUAAUGUCCAGUUUCUGUGGUUUCCUCGACACUUGCAAAACACACCCCAGUAAUGCUACUAAUAAAGCUAGUAAUAAAGUAUAUAUAUAUAUAUAUAUAUUGUCACUAGUGUUAUUGCUGAUAGACUAGGAAUAGUGCCCAAGUUGUAUCUCCACGCCAUAGGAUAGACUGAGAUGGACUCCAGUUCCCCUGUGAAACUGACCAGGAUAAAAGCCCUUACCAAAGUUGAAUGACCACAAAUACUGUAAGUUAAGAAAUAAUAAAAAGGUAUGUACAAUACCAGUCGAAAGUUUAUUCUACAUUCUAGACUAGAGAUUUGAAAACUUUAAAAUAUGGCAUUUAGGAAAUGAAUUAAAGACAGUUAAGAGGGUUAGCUGUUCUUACAUUUACAGUAAUGUCAAGUGCAUUUGCUAAACCCAUAAAGCUCCAUGAUGAAACUGGAUCUCAUGAAGUCCAUCCUAGGAAAGCAAGACUUACCUCUGCUGCAGAGGGGAAGUUCAUUUAGACUUACCAGCUUAAAAAUCACAAAUUACAAGGUGGGGAAAUAAAAAGUUUUAAGACUAGUUUUGUAAUACACCAACAAAUGGCAGCACAGGGCUGCUCACACAGUCACAAGGAGCACCAACCUUCAUUGUGGCAAAAAUACAUUGCCCUGUGUACAUCUGGCACUAUUCUGACCCAGUGUGUUAUCACAUUUGAUCAUGGACAGAAAGAACAACAUUUGAAAGAGAAAUUCUAUGUGAAAAUGGGCAAAUCUGCCAGAGACGUUUGACGUGAUUCUGCAAGUUUACAGUGAUUCUGCAAUGAGUCAAUUGAGGAGUGGCACGUGCGCUGCAGGAACGAAAGAACAAAGACCUUCAAUGAGCUAAACCCUUGAAAAUGUCAAACCAUUUGGCAACUUGUGCGUGAUGAUCGUCGGAGAACAAGCCAUAACAUUGCUGCCACUGUCGGUGUGUCAUACGGAACAGUGCAGGCAGUCCUCACAUGCAAUUUGAACAUUUAGAUGACUCGUCCUUCUUGUUAAAGAUCAUUAACGGGGAUGAAACUUUGGUGUUUGGGUGCCACCCUGAGUUAAAGCAAGACUCUUCAUAGUGGAAGAGCCCAUCAUCUCCAUGAGCAAAAAAGGUGAGGCAGGUCCACAGCUCCACCAAGUGCAUGUUCAUUGUCUUUUUUGACAUUUGCGGCAUUUUUUUACUGAGAAUUUGUCCCAACGGACCGGACCAUUAAUAGCGAAUUCUACUGCCAGGUGGUGAGGGGUCUCAGGGAGGAUUUUUGGCCAAAAGAAAAACAGAGCUUUUAAACAGCUAAUCUCUAAACUUUUUGAUACUCCACAUAACAGCACCUAAGGCAUUACAAAGCAUUAGUAGCAGACACAGUUCAAUAUGAACUGAUCAGAGGAGAUUAUUGCAUAUUUUGGCUGCUUUCGGCAUUGUUUGUACAAUGUAGAAAGAAAUAAAAAUAUAAGAAAGAAAUAAAAACCAUGGAAUUAGAGGAAAACUUUUGUUUGGUUGUGUAUUUUGCAAACAAGAAAACAAUCGUAAAAUAAUUUAGGUAGUAAUAAUAAAAAGGUUUAAGUAAUAAUAGAGUUUUGCCAACAUCUAAACAAGCCAUUGUUUAUAGAUAUGGCUUA
This is a messenger RNA of Clarias gariepinus (North African catfish), 4348 nucleotides long. RefSeq names its product RAB31, member RAS oncogene family (gene rab31). NCBI's taxonomy places the organism in Eukaryota, Metazoa, Chordata, Actinopteri, Siluriformes, Clariidae. Bases 171 to 755 code for a protein of 194 amino acids. Gene Ontology annotation, molecular function: GTPase activity; GTP binding. The transcript has 7 exons. The record is from RefSeq and is a predicted model, not a curated record.